Molecule: messenger RNA, 2261 nt
Organism: Girardinichthys multiradiatus
Lineage: Eukaryota; Metazoa; Chordata; Actinopteri; Cyprinodontiformes; Goodeidae
Product: spermatogenesis-associated protein 48
Exons: 9
Coding region: 347-1441 (364 amino acids)
Source: RefSeq, a predicted model, not a curated record
UAUGGUACAAAUACUGUGACAUGUAUCACAGGUGCUCAAACAUAGCAAGGUCAUGACAACAUAAUGUAUAUUACAGACUCAAGAUGGCAUCAGCGUGGUAGAAGAGGCUGUUUUCACUGACUAUGAAACUGAAGAACAGGCAUUUUCUGGGCAACACAAGAAAAACGCAGAGUUCCUGAAAGGUUGGAUCUGAGGUCUUUGUUUGCUCUACAUGGGUAGCAGCACUUCAUGGCCUUUCUCUCUCCCUGCAUGUCAUUUGAUCAGAGCUGAAAACCACAAUGGUCUCUGGGCAACGUGCUUUGUCUACGGAAACACAAGCAUCCUGUGACUUUCUCCACUGUCAAGAAUGGCUGCAGUUUUGGACCCGUUCAAGUCUUUUUCCAGAGAAAUGCAAGUGGUCAAGAGGCUGAACUCCAGUCUGUGCCGGGCAGGAAGGAGGAAUGACCCGGGACCUGGAUGUGUAAGCUCUCAGCAGUAUGUUGCCCUGGCUCCUUUACGAGGUGAAGUCCCCCUGUUGGACCCUUGCAGCAGCCAGCUGAGUGCAGGGGCCAAGGAGCAACUUGGGAUCCAAGGCAGGCCAGAAUUCCCAGAUCUGCCUCAGGUGGCCUCUUCGUGGCGGUCCCCACAAGGAUUCAGGAAGAGGCCUCAAACAGCUCCCAACCCUUCAGGUUCAGCCGUUUCCAUUAACAUUCAGCUAGAGCCACAGAGGACAACAGCGAAAGCAGUAACCCACAACAGGCUCCCUGAUAAACACCCUGGACAUCUGGAGACCUCCUCCUCUGACCAGAGCUUAUGGAGCGUUGACUCAGCAGCAGUUCAGCGCUACAUCUACACUUCUGCCACUCAGAGGAGCUACGAGGAGGUAAACUGGUCUUUCAAGUUCCCUGGAUGCUUAAAUGCAGCUGAUGUGACCCUGGAAAGACUGGCUGACCCUGUGAGCGACCGGGCCUCUGCACGGCACUACAACGGCAGGCCUCAGCUGUGGCAGUCUGUAGGUGCUGAGUGGAACAGACGACAGCUUCGGUCCAGGAACGAUGCCAAGAAACCCAUUUCAUUCUGCAGCAGAUAUGCAAGAUCGAGUCAAAUCCCUUCGUUCACCGGGAUAAUUGGCUCAGAGAACAUGGACAACAUUGACAACGUAGAUGAAGAUUUUCAACCACUAACUGUGAAGAGGAGCAUCAUACCAUCGUACACACUGACAGCAAACCGAACCACCAUCCCAGGUUACACAGGCAAGGGUGUCUAUGCUCCCCCUGCUGCUCCCCCUGCUGCUAAUGACACCACUGUCUCUGGAGUGACCAGAGGAUCUGUGCGUGCAGCUCCUCUGUCCAGGAUGGUGACCACCGUGACCCCUUGCAACCCCUACCUGAGUGCCCGGCUUCCUCCCGCUCGAGCAAACCCAAGGAGAGACGUUAGCCUUGUGAAGAUGGGAAAGUUUUGAAGCCAUCAUCCUUCUUUUUAUGCCAUCCAAUCAGUUUAUAUGAAUAGGUCUAUAACUAUGUGAUGUCAGUGACUGAUUCGGAGUCAGUUGGAGAAUAAUGAGCUUCUCCAUUAUCAUAAUUUCCCUGAUUUAGAUGAGUGGUUUUCUAACUCUGGGUAGUGAGCGUUUGCAUUGUCCUCUUAUACAUUUGCUCUCUUACGGACGCACUCAGUCGUUCACUGUAUAUGUGUGUGUGUGUGUGUGUGUGUGUGUGUGUGUGUGUGUGUGUGUGUGUGUGUGUGUGUGUGUGUGUGUGUGUGUUUGUGUGUGUGUGUGUGUGUGUGUGUGUGUGUUUCAUAAGGGGGCAAAGAGCCUAAAAAAGGGAAUAAAUGGAUGAGAGUAAAGGUUUUUCCAUUCCACCACAUUUCUAUUUAGCUUGUAUAAAGAAACAACAGCAGGUUCUUAGCUGGUGGCUGGUUUAAAUUCCUGCUAGUUUUCACAGCUUUAAACAAUCCACAGUCCCUAGCUGACACGUCAUUCUGAGGCAGACAUAUUGUGUAGAGAUUAUUAUGAAGUUCCUGCCAGUUAUAUCUUUAUGUCUGUGGUUUGUGCAGCUUCGCGCUUACACAGGAAAUAGGAAUGAGCUGGUUUUCCUGUUUCUCUUCAUCUAUAGUUUGUUUAGAUUUGCACUUCGGAGGGAUUUCUACAUGAACACACUGGUGAUUUGGUGAGGGCUUGGAGACCUGAUCUCACAUUUAGGACCGAAUUUGGUUCUUUGUGGUGCAUCGCAUCAAGCGUCCACAGCUGUGAAUAGAAUAAAAGAGUGGUUAACAACUUAAAA